Molecule: messenger RNA, 1746 nt
Organism: Fusarium mangiferae
Lineage: Eukaryota; Fungi; Ascomycota; Sordariomycetes; Hypocreales; Nectriaceae
Exons: 4
Coding region: 1-1746 (581 amino acids)
Biological process (GO): transmembrane transport
Molecular function (GO): transmembrane transporter activity
Source: RefSeq, a predicted model, not a curated record
AUGGCUACGACUACACCCGCCACGGCGCCAACCAAUGCAAUGGUCGACGAGACUCGUCUCUCGUCUGAUGAGAAGACCGAAGUUGGAUCUAACAACAUCCUCGACACUUCAGCCGACAACAAGGAGCAGCAGGCUGGCUCUGUGAUUGCCAGUAACAACAAUGCCGCUGACGAGCAGCCUCAGUACCCUGGCGCUGCAAAGCUUACCCUCAUCAUCUCGUCUCUCUGCCUCGCCAUCUUUCUCGUUGCUCUUGACCAGACCAUCAUCGCUCCCGCACUCGGCGCUAUCACAGCGCAGUUCCAGAGUGUCAAGGAUAUUGGAUGGUAUGGAUCUUCGUACCUUCUUACCACCACAGCUUUGCAGCCCAUGUACGGAACUAUCUACAAGUACUUCAAUGUCAAGAUUGCGUACCUCGCUGCCGUCUUCAUCUUUGAGAUUGGAAGUUUGAUCUCUGCUGUUGCACCAUCUUCUGUCGCAUUCAUUGUCGGUCGAGCCAUUGCAGGAAUUGGAACGGCUGGUCUCUUUUCCGGAUCUAUCGUUAUCCUCUCCCUCAUCAUGCCUCUCGAAAAGCGUCCUCUUGCCUUUGGUCUUAUCGGUGGUAUGUGGGGUAUCGCUUCCGUUGCUGGUCCUCUUCUUGGAGGCGCCUUUACUGAACAUGCAACCUGGCGCUGGUGUUUCUACAUCAACCUUCCCAUUGGCGGCUUGGCCAUGCUCAUCGUCUUCUUCUUUGUCAAGGUUAACCGCAACGACUCGAACACCAUCAACAUGACCUUCAUGGCUCGCAUUCGCAAGCUCGACCUUGCUGGCGCCGCCAUUUUCAUCCCUGCCAUUGUCUGCUUGCUCCUUGCUUUGCAAUGGGGUGGCGCUGAAUAUCCCUGGAACAACUCGCGUAUCAUCGGUCUCUUCUGUGGUUUUGGUGCCAUGAUUGCCAUCUUCAUUGGCAUCCAAUUCUGGAAGGGUGAUGAGGGAACUCUCCCCCCUCGUCUAUUCAAGAACCGGGACACUUUGUCCGCCAUCAUCUUCGCCAUGUUCUUUGGUGCCGGUUUCUUCCCUCUCAUCUACUAUCUCUCUCUUUACUUCCAGGCCAUCCAGGGUGUUAGCGCCGUCCAGGCUGGAAUUAAGAUUCUCCCUCUCCUGCUCGCGACUGUCCUCUGCUCUAUCGUCUCUGGAGGUGUCAUCACCGCCAUUGGCUACUACAGCUAUGUCAUCAUCCCUUGCAUGGUUCUCUACACUGUCGGAUGCGGCAUGCUCACAACCCUCGAUGUGCAUUCUCCUCUCAAGGAGUGGUUUGGCUACCAAGUCAUUGCUGGCUUGGGCAUUGGUGCCGGUUUCCAAAUCGGUGUCCUCAUCAUUCAAACUGUCUUGCCUCAGGAAUGGGUUCCUGUUGGCACCGCUGUUGUUCAGUUCGGCCAAGCCUUUGGAGGCGCCAUCUUCGUGGCUGUGGGCCAAACUGUCUUUCAAAAUGGCCUCAUUGACACACUUAAGGCUGAUAACAUUGGUAUCGACCCGACCAUCUUCAUCAACACUGGAGCUUCGGAGAUUGAGGAUACUCUGAGAAAGAUGGGCCGCCUUGAUGCGCUCGACGCUGUCCUCAAUGCGUACAUGAAGGGUCUCCGGGACACCUUUUAUACCUCUCUUGCUUGCGCUGCCUGUGCCCUGAUUGCUUGCCUGUGCUUCCGAUGGAAGUCUGUCAAGAAGGGCCCAGACGGCGAGGACAGAAAGCCUGAGCCUGCUGUGCCGGUCUGA